ACUAGUCAUUAUUUCUAGCUUUCAUUUUUGCUGAAAGCUAAAACGAGGCAGUGUUGUGAAGAACAGAGGAGGACAAAUUAUAUUAGGAUUUCUGAAUGAACCCAGAUUAGAUUUUGAUUGUAAUGGUUAUUUUACUUUUCAAACCAAAGUUCAGAAAGUGAAAGUAAAUUGUAGAUCACUGGAUCUUUUACAAACGAGGAAAUGGAUUCAAAAUCUGCGGAAGAGCUUUCUUGUCCUGUUUGCUGUGAAAUCUUCAAGGUUCCUGUUAUUCUGUCCUGUAGUCACAGUAUUUGUAAAGAGUGUCUACAACAGUUCUGGAAAACUAAGAAAUCUCAGGAGUGUCCUGUCUGCAGGAGAAGAUCCUCAAAACAAGAACCUCCAAUUAAUCUAGCGUUAAAAAACUUGUGUGAUUCAUUGAUAAAGGAGGGAAAUGAGGAGAUCUGCAACUUACACAGUGAGAAACUCAAACUCGUCUGUCUGGAGGACAAACAGCCUGUGUGUUUAGUGUGCAGAGACUCAGAGAAACACGCCAAUCACACAUUCAGACCCAUCAGUGAAGUGCUUUCAUCUUACAAGGAGGAAUUUAAUACAGCACUGACAUCCUUACAAACCAAGCUCAAACAAGGAGAACAAAUGAAAAAAGAGUAUGAUGGAAUAAUUGAACACAUCGAGUCUCAAGCUGAGCAAACAGAGCGUCAGAUUAAAGAAGAGUUUGAGAAGCUUCAUCAGUUUCUCAGAGAUGAAGAAGAAGCUACAAUCACUGCACUGAGGGAGGAAGAGGAGCAGAAGAAGCAGAUGAUGAAGAAGAAGCUGGAGGAGAUGAACAGACACAUCUCAUCUCUUUCACACACAAUCAAAGACAUGAAGGAGAUGAUGAAAGCCAAUGACGUCUCAUUUCUAAAGAACUUUAACGUCACAAUGGAAAGAGUCCAGAUCUCACAGCCGGAUCCACAGAUGAGUCCUGGAGCUUUGAUUCAUGUGUCACAUUACCUGGGUAACCUGUCGUUCAGAGUCUGGAAGAAGAUGCUGGAAACUGUCCAACACACUCCGUUGACUCUAGAUCCAAACACAGCACAUCCUUGUCUCACACUCUCUACUGAUCUGACCAGUGUGUCGUACAGUGAUGAAGGUAAAAAGUGUCCUGAUAAUCCAGAGAGGAUUAACUGGUAUUUUUGUGUCCUGAGUUCUGAGGGCUUUAACUCAGGAACACACUGCUGGGAUGUGGAGGUUGGUGACAAUACAUGCUGGAGUCUUGGAAUAACCACAGCAUCAAACCAAAGGAAGGGAGAAGUUUUCUUUGAGUCUAAUGUCUGGCGUGUGCGGUACAUGAACAGAAAAUACUGCUCACAAUCCCCAGAGCAACCCUUGACUGCCUUUACUGUUAAAGAGAAGCUUCAGCGUGUGAGAGUUCAGCUGGACUAUGACGGAGGAACCGUGUCAUUCUCUAAUCCUGUAACCAAAAACAAUCUGUGCACAUUCAGGACAUCCUUCACAGAGACUGUCUUUCCAUUCUUAUAUAAUUACUGCACAACUUCCCCUCUGAGGAUUUUACCAGUUAAACUGUUUGUAACAGCAGAAAAUCACAGUUAAAUAUGAGUGAGUGAGGCUGCCACACCGGAUUCUGCAGUCAGGUGCAGUUGCUCCAGAGAUUAGGCUUGUUGACUUCAUGCAGCGCUGCGCAGACUGAUCGGCGGCUGACUUGAAGCAGUGCAUGCUGGUUAGAAAUUUUGUAACUGUGACGUAUGGCACCAAAGUACUGCGAGAGUGAUUCGAGAGCAGCCAGCUGGUUCAAUCUGCACAGCAUCUCUAGAGCAGCUGCACGAGCUCUGAUGACGACACAGCUGUUUCACGAUUGGCCGGAUUCACCGCACAACAACAAUCACGUGUGUUUUAUGUUUAUUCUCACGCCUUCAGUUCCACUAAUGCUCACAAAUCUGUAUUUUUAUAACAGUUAAAGUCGUGAUGUUGUAUUGUGUCAUGUUUAUCUAAAUAAAACUGAUAAAAACGUAGACCCCACUUUGGUAUUUCAAUAAUAUAUGUUUAUGUUGAACAUUAUUCUUGUUUAAACAGAUGUCCAAGCAGUACAUAAAGUAUUGAAUGAAAAUGUCUCUGAAACAUCUGUAUUUUUGACAAAUAUUGCUUUUAUUUCACUUCAGCUGUGAUAAAGUAUGCAAACACAAUGUGAGCGUCACUACUGGAAGCAAAAAAGUGUCCGACUUCACAACAUCCCCCCAACAUGGAUUCUGUCUCAAGUCGGACAACAUUUCUAACCAGCAUGCACUGCUUCAAGUCAGCCGCCGAUCACUCUGUGCAGCGCUGCAUGAAGUCAAACAAGCAUAUUGUGUUAUUAUUGGAGAUGAGAGGGUCUGUAUCUCUUACCAUUGGAAACAGUGUAACGGCUAACUUGGAUCACAUGCGGCACCUCUCAGCCUAUCGUGUGGCAGUGACGUCAGUGUCCGCCAUUUAAAGUUUUAUCACAGUCAGUUACAGCUUAUGUUAAUCAGUUUCUUGUGGAUUAGCAUGGCCAUGUUUAUAUUUGGUGUUUUAUCGCUAGCAAAUGAACAGUAGGAUUGCAUUGUUUGUGGAAUGUGAUUUACAUGAUCGGCUCAGAAUGCAUUUUCAAAUCCACAUUGAAUUUUGCUACAUUGAUCAUGUGAUAUUUAUUUAAAAUGCAAUCGCAAAUGUCUUAACUGUGAGUGUAAAUGCAAUUAAGAAACGUAACAUUUAAAUUAUCGUUUUGCUACAAUUUUUGCUUGACCAUGUUAAACAUAUCUAAUCAUUUCUGUAAUACAUUUUCAUUUAACAAACACGUGUCCAACAUUCGUUGGUCAAAAACUUUCAGCUUGAUUUUGGUAAAAUGUUAAUAAUAAUUUCUUAAUUUAUGGACAGUAUUUUUCUUCAUGCUACAUGCAGGGCUCUGUGUUACAUGGGAAAAGAUGUCACAAAAGGAUGUGCAUGAGUGACCUGUAGAAAUACAUCAGUGAAAUCCUUUUAAAUAAUUUGGUCACAUUAAUUCAAAAAUUAGUCACAAUAUUGACACAGUAAAUAAAUAUAAGUUUUUAGAAAACUAGGCUAUAUCACUCAUUUUUGGGGGUCAGCCACUGUUAAAAUGGCUUAAUAUAUGGUCAGACAGUUCCAUGUGUCAUUAUAUUGAUCACUUUUUAUUAAAAUGUCCCUUUGUAUUGAUUAAAACGUGAGAAGCCAAAAAAGACAAGAAAUAUUUUUAAAUAUAUUUCAAAAUAAAAAAAAUGGCCAAACAUAUAUUUGCUAAAAUAUUCUUAAAAUAUAUUUACAUAAAUAUAUGUUCUACCAAUAUAUUUUUGACCAUUAUUUGUACAUUUAAAAAAAAAAAAAAAAAUUUAAAUAUACUGAAAAAGAAUAUUGAAAAAUAUGUUCUGUUCUGUUUUUAUAUGACUGCUGCCCAGUAGCAAAAGUGUAGCAGAAGUUUUGUCUUUAUAACUUGGUAAAUGUUGUCAGGAGGUAUUACUUAAUUCCUGAAUUGGCAUUUUGUUGUGCUGGAUUUCUUGUCAGUGUUUUUUAUGACAACUGAUUAAUAAGAACCUCUAAAGUUUUUGGGAGAGGCGAGAACUUCAAACACAAAAGUGUUUGUAUGGCAAUUCCCUGGCUAGCCAACACUGAAGUCAAGGAACUUGUAAUUACAGUCUACAAGGCCAUGAAGCAGUACACUGUACCCACGGUUGUGGUAGUCAGUGUGGUAUGCUGAAGGUGUAAUAAUGGGGAUGUGUGUGCCGUCUAGGGCACCACCACACAUUGGGAAUCCAGUUCUGCUUUUAAAACCAUCAAUGAUAGCUUACACGUCUGCCUCAUCUGCCCUUGUCACAUAUUAAUUCCUAAUUUGGCAAAGUGCCUUGCACACCUCCCAAAAUAGGUCACAUGCUGUGCUGAUACCAACUUCAAAUAAACUGGCCACAUCAUGGGACUCCAUAUUGCUUGCCAACUUAUAGAGAGUGAUGGCAACUCUCUUUUCCAAGAAUACAGGACUUUUCACUGCAGUUACACUUAAAAUGAGCAUCCGCAAGAAGUUUUAAUCUGAACAUUUUCAGAGACAGGAAAAGAGAUAUUAUGAUGAUUACUUAGAAUUUUCCAAAUUCAACAGAACAUGAAGUUUUAAUUCAACACAAGCCAAUGUGAGAAAGCAGCGGCUGUUAAACAUACGUGAUUAUUUCACCACAGGGUGUCAGUGCUCGUCUAAACCAGCGACUGUGAUGCUCAAGUGUGUGAGAUGUGAUGAAUACGAUCAGUAUGAACAUUUAUUUAUUUGAAUUAAAUAUUUUAAUAUA
Molecule: messenger RNA, 4301 nt
Organism: Ctenopharyngodon idella (grass carp)
Lineage: Eukaryota; Metazoa; Chordata; Actinopteri; Cypriniformes; Xenocyprididae
Product: nuclear factor 7, brain-like
Exons: 6
Coding region: 202-1590 (462 amino acids)
Molecular function (GO): protein binding; zinc ion binding
Source: RefSeq, a predicted model, not a curated record